Messenger RNA from Ictalurus punctatus (channel catfish), 2582 nucleotides. RefSeq names its product macrophage mannose receptor 1. The transcript is spliced from 6 exons. The coding region runs from base 90 to 1094 and encodes 334 amino acids. NCBI's taxonomy places the organism in Eukaryota, Metazoa, Chordata, Actinopteri, Siluriformes, Ictaluridae. The record is from RefSeq and is a predicted model, not a curated record.
CCGAUGCUGAAAGAUAGGUUCUGAAUUAUACAGAUCCUGAUUCUUUACAUUUAACCUUCACAUCUUCGAAUUACAGCUACUUGUUCAUCAUGGAGCUAAACCUUUUAAGUCUCCUUUGUCUGAUUGGUUUUGCUCCAGUUGCGCUGUCCAUCAAGCUAACUGCCCCUCUUCUCGUCAUGGAACAAGUGACCUGGCCGGUGGCGCAGAAUUACUGCCGGGAAAACUACAUUGAUCUGUUCACAAUUACAAACGCAGAUGACCAAGCAAAGCUAAUUGAAGAAAUGAAUAAGAAGAGUGUGAUAGGGCCUGCCUGGAUAGGUCUGUACAUUGAGCUGGACAACUGGUAUUGGUCCUCCUAUAAUCACCUGCCACUGAAGAACACAAAUCUAAGCAUAUGGCAUUCAGGACAGCCUGAUAAUGCAUAUGGAGCAGAUGUGUGUGUGGCGAUGUAUGCAGCUGGAUACUGGUGGAGUUACCCCUGCUAUUACGUUGGACCCUUUAUAUGUUAUGAUGCUAACAACAGUUAUGCUGACAGGUUUGUUGCCUACCUUUUACCUCGAAUAACCUGGCUUGAUUCUCAGGCAUACUGCCGACAACAUCAUACAGAUUUAGCCACUGUGAUGACUGAGUCAGAUGUCAGCCUGUUAGGACAGCUCUUACCACCCUUAAAUAUUAUUAGUGGUUGGGUUGGUCUGACCAGGAACACUUGGGAGUGGUCAGACAGGUCCAAUGCAUCAUACCUCCCAUGGUUAAGUGGACAACCAGAUAAUUUGAAUACCUGGGAGAACUGUGCGACUGCGACAGCUGGACUGCUGAGUGAUGAGCAAUGCACCAACGAAUACUAUUUCACUUGUUCUGCCUAUCGAGUAAGGAAACAAAUAGUGAAACUACAAGUGAAGUUAACUCAGAGUAUGCUUGACUCUACUGUACAGUCAUCUAUUUUAGAGAUGCUCAAGCAGAAACUGCAGGAAAACGGCAUGUUGAUGAACACCACAGUAACAUGGAGGGUGCAGCCAGAUGGAAACAUCUUUUACAAGAAAGUAAACAACAACAACAACGUACAACCUCUAAAUGCUUGUAGUCUGAAAGGUUAAACAUUGCAUAAUGCAGAAAUUCCUUUUUAUAUAUUAUUCAGUGAAAUGCUAAAAGAUGGAUGUUAAUGUAAUAUUAUUAAUAAAUAUGAAUAUUAAUAUGAAUGUUAUUGCUAAAACAUAGAGGUUCAGAAAAUGUUGUGCCAGUAAUCACUAAUUUAAAAAAAAAAAAAAAAAUAUAGCCAUGAUGGAAAUAAUUCUGCAGCUAAUGCACAUGGGCAUGAGCACUGUUUUCAUACAUUAUGUGAAAUAUUGCCCUUGACCACUAGGGGUAUAAACCUCAGACUUAAAGUAAUGAUUCAAUAUUUCAUGAUACCACUGAAGUGCUUCUAUACGAUACGAUUUGAUUAAGUAGCCUCCAAUCGAACAACCUUGUUCAGAAUCGUGGGUAGGUUUACCAUUGAUUCUUUUUUUAUUAGACACUAAAUACCAUUAUCUUCAUUAGACACUAAACCCCCUUACCUUUAUUAGACAUUCAACCCCAUUAUCUUUGUUAGACACUAAAGCCCAUUAUCUUCAUUUUAGUGCAGGGGUGUCCCAUGGCUUUUCUCUUAGGUGGCCAAUUGGCCAAAUUGUUGCAAUUUUUUCUUUCACCUGACGGUGGCAGCAGACUAGCUAAAAUGAAAGAGCCUUUUAAUCAUGGCUACAGACAAAAAGCCACAACAUUAUCAGUGAGAAGGGAAACAAACAAGCAGGGAGCCACUAAGCAUGAAAAAACUUUUUGUGAAUUAUUGAAAGCGUCUUAACAAAAAAAAGUGCUGUAAUUCCUACAGCUUUCAACUGAUUUGCAUGUAAAUAUCAUCAAAGAUGAAAGUCUGCACUAUAUACUAUAUAGACAUAUACUACUCUACUGAUUAUGCUUGCUUUAUUUAUUGAUUAUAAUUUUUAUUAUUUAACCUUUUAAUUAAGCGUUUCUUUAGGUUGUUAAAUUAUUAUGACCUUUUGACUUUAAUUUUUUAAAAUUUAUUAUUAUUUAGAUCAGUGUAAGAUUUGAAUGAAAUUUGAGAGGUUAAUAUACUAAUAAGUAGUUGUAAUGCCUGAGUACAUUCAUUAGAUUUCUGUAACUUAAUUUCUAUAUGUAUGCUGAUCUCCAUGACGACCAGAUGCAAGUUUGAUUGCACAGAUACAUGAUUGUGUAGAAGAUGAAGUUGAUGAAUAAGAAAAUUAUGAGUGGAUUUUGUGUGUGCUAAUCAUAUGAUGAGGUCUGACUGAAUAAGGGCUAGUAGCUAGUACAUUUUGUGAGAUUAAAAUGAAAUUGUGAGAAAAUUGAUUGAUUGAACAAUACUCAAUGCCUGUAGCGAAAAUAAAUCAGCUUAUUGUUGCAUGCCUUUGAGUUUCAUAUCUUAUGUAUACUGUAUAUAUGACAGAUAAUUACCUACAUUAUUUUAAUAUCUAUUAUGUUAUAUGUAUUUCUUGCAUUAAUACACUUUUAAAAAGUCAAUACUUGUUUGUUUCUUUCUGUCUGGCUUUACAUUCAAUUAACUAUCACUA